AUGGACGAAACUGGUAUGCAGUUUGAUUAUCGCCCUGAAAAAAUAAUUGCUAAAAAAGGAGUAAAGUAUCUACAUAGUCGUACUUCAGGUAAUCGGGAAACGAUUACUGUUAUAGCAUGCUUUAAUGCAACCGGUAACUCUAUUCCUCCACAUUUUAUAGUAAAAGGAAAAACUAUAAGAUCUCUGUGCAAUUUUCAAAUUGAAAAUGCCCCUGAAGGAAGCACAUGGAGUGUUUCAGACAGUGGUUGGACAAAGCAGGGCAUUGCAUUUCUCUGGUUUACAAAGUCAUUUCUUCCAAAUAUUGGUUCUGACAGACCUCAGUUACUUAUUUUAGAUGGACAUGACUCACACAACUUUGUUGAGUUAUUAGAUGUGGUUGUGGCAAACAAAAUACACAUUGUUGAAUUGCCUGCGCACACUUCCAACUGGCUACAACCUUGUGAUAGGACAGUGUUUGGCCCACUCAAAAAAGCUUACAGAAAAGCAUGUGAGAAUUUGAUUAGUAAUUUUCCUGGGACACUAGUUUCGAAAGUUAGUUUUUGUGGCUUGAUGAAGCAGGCUUGGAGUGAAUCUGUUACUGUAAAUAAUAUUAAAUCUGGUUUUCGAGCUUGUGGAAUCUAUCCAUAUGAUCCAAAUAUAGUUCCAACCGAAGCUUACAUUCCUAAUUCGCUAUACAUGUCGUCAGAAAGCCAUCAAAAAAGUGAGAACAUAUUGAAUAACAUAGACAAAUUAACAUCACUAUCUAAUGAUCAUUGUGAAAUAGAAGAGUUUAUGGAAUACCCAUCAAAUCCAACAAAUGAGGAACAAGUUGACUUUUCUAUAUCAGCGUUAGCAAUUAACAAAUCUCCACCUUUAAAUUUUGAUCAUACAUAUGCCAUUUCUAAUACAUCAGUAACUAAUUUAGUUUCUGUUAAUAAUAAUAAUAAAGAUAGUGUCAUUUCUAAUACACCAGCAACUAAUUUAAUUUCUGGUAAUAUUAAUAAUCAAGAUGUCACAAGAAAAAAAGAGAUAGGAGGUUUAGAUAUCUAUCAAAAUUUUCCAUUUCAAAAUCAUUCUUUUCCAGGAGAUCCAGAUUCUGAUUUAUUGCUAUGUUCUACUUAG
Messenger RNA from Hydra vulgaris (swiftwater hydra), 1101 nucleotides. Lineage: Eukaryota; Metazoa; Cnidaria; Hydrozoa; Anthoathecata; Hydridae. The record is from RefSeq and is a predicted model, not a curated record.